GUGACUUAGGCCUGCAAAAGGUUUCUGACACUCUUCUGGAACUCAACACUACACGUAACUGCUUGCAGCGAGGCAGUCAGCACAAAAUUCAAAGCAACAUUAACUUCCUGUGUGGGAAAACACUGGGUACCCCUGAAUUUGUAACAGCAGCAGAGUGUGUGCACUAUUUUGAAUGGAGGACCUUUGUGGCUUGCAAGAAAGACUUGUUUAAACCCGUGAAAGAGGUCCCUUGCUAUGUGUUUGAUGAAGAUUUGAAGAAACAUGACUUGAAUCCUCUCAUCCAAGUUUCAGGACACUACUUGGUGGAUGAUUCUGAUGAUGAUUCCUUGUUCAUAAACAUCUGCAGGGACUUAGGAAGUUCAAGUGGAGAGACCAGAAACUGCCCUGCUGGCAGUGCUGCUUGCUUGUUACACGAAGGUCAGGUGUAUGAUGUUGGCCAUCCACGGGAACAGCUGAAACUUCGUGACAAAGACAGGCUGGUAUUGAGUUAUGAGAGAAUAUACAGUGAUAAAGAAAAGCCAGACUUCUGCCUAGGCCAUAACCCAGCAGUGACAAUCACUUUUGUGUGCCCAUCAAAGAGGGGAGAAGAGAGUGCAGGUCCCAAACUCACAGCAAAAACAAAUUGCCGGUAUGAAAUAGAGUGGGUUACUGAGUAUGCCUGUCACAGGGAUUACCUGGAGAGUAAGAGCUGUCUUCUGACUGAUGAGCAACAUGAUAUCUCCAUUGAUUUAAGACCACUUAUUCAAUUUCCAGAUUUUGUCACACCAUAUUUAGCCAAAGAUGACAAAAAGGAGUAUUACUAUUACUUGAAUAUAUGCGGGGAAACUAGGGCGGGUAACUGCAAGGACAGCACAGGAUACGUUUCAUCUUGCCAAGUAAAAUCUUCAAAUAACCAGCAAAAAGUGGCAGGAAGAUUCCAGAACCAAACCUUAAGAUAUUCUGAUGGGGAUCUCACUUUAAUUUAUCCGAAUGGGGAUGCAUGUAGUUCCGGCUUUCAGAGAAUGACUGUCAUAAACUUUGAGUGCAAUGAAACAGCAGGUAAUGAUGGUAGAGGAACUCCAGUGUUUACUGGUGAAGUGGACUGCACAUAUUUUUUCACUUGGGAUACAAAAUAUGCAUGUGUUAAAGAGAAAGAAGAUCUCCUUUGCAGAGUUGCUGAUAAGAGAAAACACUAUGACUUGUCACCUCUGAUCCGCAGUUCAGAGUUAGCCCAGAACUGGGAAGCUGUGGACAGUAGCUUUUCGGAGGUAGGGAGGAAACAUUAUUACAUCAAUGUCUGCCGUAAAGUGCUGAAGAGAGGAGGAGCUUCCAGCUGUUCAGAUGAUGCUGCUAUUUGUUCUGUAGAUAAACAAAACAAGAGUAAGAAUCUUGGAACAUUUGUAUCUUCUCCUAAAAAGGUUGGAGAAAAUAUUCAGCUUACCUAUUCAAAUGGAGACAGCUGUGGUAUUAACAAGAAAAUCAAAACUGUCAUCACUUUAGUGUGCAGACCAGGUGAUCUAGAAAGUGCUCCAAUCUUGAUGUCUGAGGGUGUAUGUUCAUACGCAUUUGAUUGGUAUACUGCUGCUGCAUGUGUCCUGUCUAAAACUGAAGGAGACAACUGUCAAGUCUCUGAUCCUCAGGCAGGCUUCUCUUUUGAUUUAUCACCUCUGGCCAAGAAAAAUGGGCACUAUAUAGUUAAUACUACUGAAUACUUGUUUUACAUAAACAUCUGUGGCAGUGUGCAGGAUGAGUUGUGUCACACAAAAUCAGCAGCAUGCCAAGUAACACAAAGUAAGGAUCAGUUUUGGAGUCUUGGACUGCCCAGUUCCAAACUUUCAUAUUAUGAUGGUCUGAUUCAGUUGACCUACAAAAAUGGUACAGCAUACAACGAUGAGAAGAAAACACAGCGAUCUACCCUUAUAACUUUCCUGUGUGACCGUCAGGCUGGAAUAGGUCAGCCUGAAUAUCAGAUAGAAGAUAACUAUACAUACAACUUCAGGUGGUACACUGAAUAUGCUUGUCCUGAAGUGCCAUUGGAAUGUGUUGUGACUGAUCCUAACACCAUGGACCAGUAUGACUUGUCAAGCUUAGCAAAAUCUGAGAAGAGAGGAGAAAACUGGUAUGCCGUGGAUAAUUCAAGACCAAGUGAGCGCAAGAAGUACUACAUAAAUGUCUGUCGACCGCUGGUUGCUGUCCCAGGAUGCGACCGUCGAGCAUCUGUCUGUCAGAUGGAAUAUCAGCAUGAUCAUGUUCCUUACUCUGAAGUCACCUCUAUUAGUAAUCUUGGUGUUGCCAGCAAAGAACUAGUAGUUGAAAGACCUGGACACAUUUUUCUAACCUAUGUAAACGGCUCUGUGUGCAUUGAUGCUGAUGGAAAGAAAACUACUUAUACCACCACCAUCCACUUCAUCUGUUCCAAGGGCACUCUUAGUAGCAGCCCACGGUUUAUAGCUAUGAUGGAAUGUGUGGCCACGUUCUUAUGGGAAACUGAGGCUGCUUGUCCAAUCAAGGAAACAAAAGAUGAUUCUCAGUCCUGCUCUGUGCGAGAUCCAAACACUGGCUUUCUGUUCAAUCUGCAGCCAUUAGCUUCUGCAAAAGGCUACAUGGCUACUGGCAUUGGAAAGAAGUUCUUGCUAAACAUCUGUGGAUCCAUGCCAGAUUGUGGUAAAAUCAAUGGCAAAACAGCUGCUGGAUGUGAAGCAGAAAAUCUGACAUCGGUGAGGCUGGUGGAAUUGGACAAAACCCUGUAUCUGUCUGGUGAAGGGUUUCUAACUCUUACCUACAGAGGUCCUCUUCGUGUUCAAUCAGGGUCAUCAGACAUGUUCACGGUGACUUUCAUUUGUAAUGAUUCAUAUCCUGGAGAGCUUAAGUUUGUGCGUGAAGAGAUAAACAGUGCGCUGAACAUCCAUGAUACUUUUUUUGAGUUUCACACAGCUCUGGCCUGUGCUCCUGCUCCUGUAGACUGCCAGGUUACAGAUGCUGCUGGCAAUGAGUAUGACUUAAGUGACUUGAGCAAAGAGGGUGAACCAUGGGUUGCUAUAGACACUUCAAAGGAAGCAAAGAAGCAAACAUUUUUCUUGAAUGUCUGCAAGCCUUUACCCUAUGUGCCUGGAUGCCCUGGUGGUGCCAUAGGAUCUUGUGUGAAAUAUGGUGAUAAAGGCAAGAACCUUGGAGUCAUUCAGAUAAACCCACAGGCUGCUACGGAUGGGUCAUUAAGCAUUAUCUACUUGAAUGGUGACAUAUGCAAAGAUAAGCAGCAUUAUUCUACACGUAUAAUCUUCCAGUGCGAUCAUACAAUGGGAUCACCGGUGUUUGAGCAAGAGGAUGACUGUGAGUUUGUAUUUGUUUGGAGAACCUUGGCAGCGUGUCCUGUUCACAAAGCAGAAGGAGAGGAUUGCCAGGUGAAAGAUCCAAGGUAUGGUCAUGUUUACAACCUGAAGCCACUUUCCAAUAAAGACAUAAAAGUGAGUACAGAUGAGUAUGACUACUACUUCAGAGUUUGUGGAGAAAUAACAGAACCUUGCAAACCAGAGGCUCACACUGUGUCAUCAUGUCAAGUAAAGAAGAUGGAUAAUACUUUCAGAAAAGUAGCAGGCUUGCUUACAGAAAAACUGACUUUCAAAAAUGGUUUAAUAAUGAUUAAUUACACCAGUGGAGAAAAAUGUCAUAAAAUAUACGAACGAUCAACUGCUAUAUUAUUCUAUUGUGACAAGACUACAUCUGAGCCUGUAUUUUUGAAGGAAACACCAGAUUGCACCUAUAUGUUUGAAUGGCAUACUCAGUAUGCUUGCCCACCUGUUAAAUCUACUGAGUGCUCCUACAAGGAUGAUGAAGGAAACUUCUAUGACUUUUCAUCUCUGACACGGCAUAGGGAGAAUUGGGAGGCAAUUGCUCUAUCUGCUUCUGCACAGAAAUACUAUAUUAAUGUCUGCAAGCCCUUAGUACCAUAUGGUGCUGCACGUUCCUGUCCUUCUGAUGCCGCUGCCUCCCUCAUGGAGGGUGGAAAAUGUACAAGUCUCGGGGAAGUGGCUGAUGGUCCCCGGUGGGAAAACGGUAUUUCUGUUCUGAAAUAUAUUAAUGGGGAGCAGUGUCCAGAUAAAAUUCGCAAGAAAACAACGAUACUGCGCCUCAAGUGUGAUGAAAGCAAAAUUGAAUCGAAGCCAGAACUUAUAACGGCCAUUGAGGAUUGUGAAUAUACCUUCUUAUGGUUCACCGCUGCUGCGUGUCCUCUUAAAAGCAAUGUGCAAAAUGACUGCCGGGUAACCAAUCCUGCAACAGGCCACCUCUUUGAUCUGACAUCGCUAAAGCGAGAGUCUGGCUAUACCAUCAGUGAUUCGCACAACAGAAAAAUUGAGUUGAACGUUUGCGCUGAAGCUAAAAGUUCAUGUGCUAAUGGAGCUGCUGUCUGCAUCACUGGUGGUCCAAAACCAAUUAAUGCUGGAAAACCAAGUAAAACUUUAACUUACGAAGAUCAGGUGUUAAAGCUUGUCUAUGAAGAUGGAGAUCCUUGCCCUGCAGAGGAUCCAGACCCUGAAUUGAAGCAUAAAAGCUAUUUUAGCUUUGUAUGCAAGUCUGAUGUUGGAGUUGACAGCGAGCCUGUUUUUCUGUCUUUUGAUGAGCAGACAUGCACUAGUUACUUCUCUUGGCAUACUUCCUUGGCUUGUGAGGAAGAGGUGAAGUGCUCAGUAUUGAACGGCAGUUCUGUUAUUGAUCUGUCUCCUCUGAUCCAUCGCACUGGGUAUUAUGAGGCAUUUGUGGAUGAAGAUAUAACAGAUGUUUCUCCAGACUUCUACAUCAACAUUUGUGAGCCUCUCAAUCCUAUCAAAGAUGUCAAUUGCCCACCUGGAGCGGCUGUUUGCAUGGUUCCUGUUAAUGAAUUGCCAAUAGAUAUUGGUCGUGUUACUGAACCUCCCAAGUUAAAUGAGGCUGUAAAUGAAGUUUACAUCAUUUACAACAGCACUACUCCUUGUCAGAUAAACAACAAAUUGAACUAUACUUCUCUUAUUGUAUUUCACUGCAGCCAAGGAACUAGUCUGGGCAAGCCAAAGAUGAUAAGGAAGCUUGACUGCAGUUUUGUGUUCGAGUGGGAAACUCCAGUUGUGUGUCCUGAUAAAGUGAAAACUUUAGGCUGCUCUGUGACUGAUGAACAGCUACACUAUACUUUUAACCUGACCAGCCUUUCUGGAAGAUCAUUCAAGGUGCUUUCUGGAUCUAACAGUUACCAUGUUGGUGUAUGCAGUCAGGCAGCAGACGUGCCCCAGGGAAAAUGCAAAGAUGGGGCAGUGUGCCUGACAUCUGAAAGUGGUGUGUCAUCUUUUGGAAACAUAAAAGAAAUGAAAAUGGACUAUAGCCACCAGGAUGAAACGGUCAUCUUGCAGUAUACAGGAGGUGAUCGGUGCCCUCCAGUGACUGAAAAGGGAGAGCUUUGUGUGUUCCCCUUCAAGUACAAAGGGAAGACCUAUAAGGAAUGUAUUACAGAAGAAAAGAAUAGGCCAUGGUGUGCUACAACUGAAAACUACCAGGGAGAUGGAAAGUGGGGAUUUUGUGGUAAUGCAACUGCAAGAAGGGAAUCUACCAUUAUCUUCACAUGUGAUGAAAAUGCUGGUGUUGGGAGACCACACCUUCUGAGUGAGACACUUGGCUGUGCUGUGACAUUUGAAUGGAAGACUCAGGCUGUUUGUCCUCCCAAGAAGAUGGAGUGCAAGUUUGUCCAAAAACACAGAACUUAUGACUUGAGAAUGCUCUCUUCCCUGACGGGAUCAUGGAUCUUUUUCCACAAUGGGAACUCGUACUAUGUGAAUCUCUGUCAGAGGGUACAUGAGGGACCCACAGGCUGCCCUGAAAGAGCCAGUAUUUGCAGGAAAAGCAACAAUGGAGAUGUUCAAGUUCUUGGACUUGUUCAUACACAGAAGCUGAAUCUGACAGGUGAUACAGUGUAUAUUAGUUACUCCAGUGGGCAGGAAUGUAGGAAAAACAAGAAAGUAACGACAAUUAUAGAACUGAAGUGUGCAAAAACAGUUGGCAUGCCCAUGCUGCAGAG
This is a messenger RNA of Pelecanus crispus (Dalmatian pelican), 6019 nucleotides long. Lineage: Eukaryota; Metazoa; Chordata; Aves; Pelecaniformes; Pelecanidae. The record is from RefSeq and is a predicted model, not a curated record.